AGCCACAGGUUCCUCCAAAGCCUGGCUGAAAGAACAUCUGUACGCAGUGUCUUUUUAGAGGCACUGCCAUAAGGGAGGGAGGGAAGGGCUCAGCAGCCUGGACUGUUAUUGUCCUUCUCUCGGAAUUAGGAGACAACACAUGCAAUGGACUGGCAUCCGUACAGAACAGCUGCUGUGCUGUUCAUUUUCAUGGUGUCUCUGGAAUUCUGCAUUGGUCGUUUCUAUGUUGAGGUGAAAGAAUGGGAUAAAAAUGGUGUGGAGAGAUUGAAAACCUAUCGGAGACAGAAACGAGAAUGGAUUAAAUUUGCGGCAGCCUGUAGAGAAGAAGAAGAUAAUUCAAAGAGAAAUCCAAUUGCCAGAAUCCGAUCAGAUUGUGAAGAAACACAACCAAUUAUAUACCGAAUAUCUGGAGUAGGAAUUGAUCAGCAUCCCUUUGGAGUUUUUGUCAUCAAUCAAAAGACGGGUGAAAUUAACAUAACAAAAAUAGUAGAUCGGGAGACAAAUCCAAUAUUUACUAUUAAUUGUCAUGCUAUAAAUCCUAUAACUGAGCAAUCAGUGGAAACCCCACUUGAGCUUCGAGUUCGGGUUCUGGAUAUCAAUGACAAUGCACCAGUAUUUACACUGGCCACGUUUUCAGGCUCAAUAGUAGAGAGCAGCAUGGAAAACACAUUGGUGAUGAAAAUAACAGCUACAGAUGCUGAUGAGCCAAAUAACCUUAAUUCCAAAAUUGCCUACAAGAUUUUGAGUCAGACUCCUGGAGGUCCCUCAAAGUUUAUUUUGAAUGCUGCGAAUGGAGAACUUCACAUUGCAAAUAUCCUCGACAGAGAGGAAGCUGGUCAAUAUUCUCUGGUUGUGCAAGCCACAGACAGGGAUGGAGGUCCAGAUGGAAUAUCAUCUGAAUGUUUAUGUCAGGUUUCUGUUGAUGAUGUAAAUGAUAACUUUCCAGUUCUUUCCCAGAGUUCGUAUUCUGUAUCAAUAAUAGAAAAUUCCCUCAGUCAAGAUCUACUGAGGAUACAAGUUGAAGAUGCAGAUCUAGCAAUGACAGAUAAUUGGUUUGCAGAAUUUUUCUUUAUCUCUGGAAAUGAAAACAACAACUUUGAAAUAGUACUUGAUCAAGCAACUAAUGAGGGUAUCCUGAGAGUGGUAAAGGAAAUUGAUUAUGAACAAUUUUCAAGCAUACCUCUGAGCAUUGGAGUAAGGAAUAUAGCACCCUUCCACUAUUCAGUGGCUUCUCAGUAUCAAGCUCAUGGCACCCCAAUUAUAGUACAAGUAAACAACGUAAUAGAAGGACCAAGUUUUAAUCCAACUACAAUUACUGUUUCUGCAUCUGAAGGAUUAACAAGUGAAAAUAUACUUACUUACACAGUUGGAAAAUUUGAAGCCAUUGAUCAGGAUACUGGAAGGAUAGCCACUAACGUACGCUAUGAGAUGGGGCAUGAUCCAGCUGCCUGGUUUAACAUUAACCCAACAACGGCUGAAAUCACAUUUAGCAAAGUGAUUGAUCGGGAGUCAAUCUAUGUAAUCAAUGGGGCAUACAGAGCAGAGGUACUAGCUAUUUGUAAAGAUGCUCCUUACAAAACAGCCACUGGAACCAUUGUGCUUACUAUUCAAGAUGUCAAUGAUAACUGCCCAGUUGUGACCGAUGAGAUCAGAAAAGUUUGUAUGGACAAUCCAUCAGUUGCGAUCACAGCUAAAGAUCUAGAUGACCAUCCAUAUGGACCACCUUUUAGAUUCACUAUAGUGGCUCAGUCUCCAGGAAGUUCAUGGACAAUAAGAAUAAUUAAUGAAACCUCUGCAGCACUGUUCAGCAAUGAUGUAGGGUUUUUCAUUCACGAAGUCCAAGUUAAAGUGUAUGACAACAGUGGUAGAAGCUGUGAAAGGCCACUGGUGGUUCCUUUGCAAGCUUGCCAUUGUGAUCGCAAUGCAAUGUGUAUCAAUGGUGCUACUCAAAGAAUCAGAGUUACCAUUGUUGGUGGUGGAGCUGGAGGUGGUGGUAUGGGUGGAGGUGGGGGAGCUGGAGGUGGUGGUAUGGGUGGUGGGGGAGCUGGAGGUGGUGGUAUGGGUGGAGGUGGGGGAGCUGGAGGUGGUGGUAUGAGUGGAGGUGGUGGAGCUGGAGGUGGUGGAGCUGGAGGUGGUGGAGCUGGAGGUUGGGAUAUGGGUGGAGGUGGUGGAGCUGGAGGUGGUGGUAUGGGUGGAGGUGGUGGAACUGGCGGUGGUGGUAUGGGUGGAGGUGGUGGAGCUGGAGGUGGUGGUAUGGGUGGAGGUGGUGGAGCUGGAGGCGGUGGAGCAGGUGGCGGUGACUGGGAUAAUUAUGACAAUGGUGCAGGUGGUGGUGGGGACAUUGAUAGUGGCAGAAUCACUGAUGGUGGUGGUUAUGACAGUGGUGAUACUUACGUUCCUGGAGUAGGCGUAGAAAGAGAAGGCGGAGGAUUUGCACUCAGUCCUGCUGCCAUUUUUCUGAUGUUUCUUGGAGGAUUAAUAUUUGUGCUGGUUCCGAUACUGAUGUCACAGAGCAACUGUUGUCGCUAUUGUAAAUCUCGCCCUGUUGGUGGAGUUGGCGCUGGAUUUGAGCCUGUGCCUGAAUGCACAGAAGGAGCUAUACAUUCAUGGGGCAUUGAAGGAGCACAGCCAGAAGAUCGGGAUGUUUCGAAUAUCUGUGUGACAGGAACAACUAAAGGUGACUUUGGCGAUUCCUCAGAUAUCUAUACAACUAAGUAUGAUGGAGGAAUGGUGAGCAGAGAAGAAACAACAGGACUUGGGACAGUUAAAGGCUAUGGCCCAACUGUAGGCUAUGAAACAACUACAGGCUAUGGAACAACAGGAAGAACAAAAGAAACCUUUGGAGGAACAAUAAAAGAAUACAGAGAAAGUGGAGUGAACAUGGCUUUCCUAGACAGUUACUUUUCUGAGAAAGCAUUUGCUUAUGCUGAUGAAGAUGAAGGCAGACCUGCAAAUGACUGUCUCCUGAUAUACGAUCAUGAAGGCAUAGGAACUCCGGUUGGUUCAAUUGGCUGUUGCAGUUUUAUAGGAGAUGACCUGGAUGACACUUAUCUGGAUACGCUGGGACCCAAGUUUAAAACAUUGGCAGAAAUCUGCUUGGGUAUAGAAAUUGAGCCAUUCCCUGACCCCAAUGCACCUUGGCCAUCUCUGCCCAAUCCUGAAAUUGAGCUAAACCUACCACCACCUGGAACAACCAUUGUUGUGAAUACAUCUCCCCCAGUGCCUCCCCCAACUAAUAUUGGUAGCACAACAGUUGUCACGGAAAACACCUACACAACAUCCUCUGUACAGCCACCAAGACCUAUGCCUGACCCUAUGCUCCAUGGCAAUGUAGUGGUGACUGAGACCUACACAUCUGUGCCAAAACUAAAGCCUCCCACAUUGAACAUCGAUUCUCUGCAUGGAUCAAAUGUAGUUGUGACAGAAAGAGUGCUUGCUCCUGGCCCAGUCACUGAUUUGCAUGGCAUGAUAGAUAUCCCUGAGCUACCUGAUGGGUCAAAUGUAGUAGUCACAGAAAGAGUCAUUGCUCCAAAUGCAAGGAUACCUCCUUCUAUGAGCAUUCCUGAUAUGGCUGAUGGGUCAAAUGUAGUUGUGACAGAAAGAGUUAUUCGGCCUGCCGCUAGCAUGCAGGGCAACCUGGGCAUUCCUCCUGAAUUAGCAGGUGCACAUAAUGUGGUUGUUACUGAGAGAGUGGUUUCUGGGGCAGGAAUGAGUGGUGGAGUUGGAAAUAUGGGUAUGAUGUCUGGAUCUGGAAUGGGUGGUGGAGUUGGAAAUAUGGGUAUGAUGUCUGGAUCUGGAAUGGGUGGUGGAGUUGGCAAUAUGAGUAUGAUGUCUGGGGCUGGUAUGAGUGGUGUUGGGGGUCUGGGUCCAAUGCUGGGCCCCGAUAACCUUCUUAGCCAGACAAUGGGAUCAGCAUCCCCUGCUACAUCUCGAAGGAGAGUAACAAAGUACAGCACUAUACAGUAUUCUAACCAGUAAGGCUGCAUACAAUUGCACAUAAUUGAGAAGCUUCUUUUCUUUUUUAGAUUUGCCACCAUACCACAUUUUUAUAUUUAUACGUAGCAAAUCGUAUUAGGGAAGAAAAAUGAAUUAUAUUUGUCUGAAAAAAGAAUCUCGUAAAGCUAUCAAUUUCCAAAAGGCACUGACAGUAUAGGAAAACUCUGAUACUGUCUUUUUGUUAAUGUACUUAAAUGCUAAUACCACUGGCACAGUAUUUUUUUUUACAUAUAUAUAUACUUGGUGCUGAAGAGCAUUACUGGCCUACCACAUUACUUUUCUAUAGUCAUCUAGCAAAAGCACACAUUAUUUGCUGCCCUUGUUAUUGUUGUCAUUGUUAUCUCCUUUUUUUGCAAGACAAAAAAAAUCAGAAUUGUAUUCAAAGCAGCUUGACAGAACAGCCUGGAACACUACUGAGCUGUUUCUUUCCAUUCCAUUGAUUGCCCUAUUUUAUACAAACUGCAUAGAAUCAGUUUGAGGUAGUUACUCCAAAUGUAACACACAGUUCAGUUCUCUUGUAAAGCUCUCCACCUGGUCAGUACAAACUAGCAAAAUGACAUCAGAGCUGGGGAAGACACAGUAGAAUAUUACAUCUCAUGUCAUUUUUAUGAAUGUUGAGUGAGGCCUUCCAUUUAAGUCCUAUUGUACAUCAUCAAUUCUUAGAUAACAUUACCUCUCUUUAAGGCCUUUCUUACAGAAACCCCUGAAUUCAAACCUUUCCCAGUUCACCACAGAUACUACCUUGGACAUGAAACCAGUUUCUCAAUUAAUGCAGAGUGUCACAAGGUAGAUUCCUUUAAUGUGGGGUUUACUUGAUCUGGCAUAUUGGCAGAAAAGAAAAGAAAAAACAUAUCUAUUUGGAAGAAAUUAUAGAAUCAGUUUCAAAAAAAGAGCACAUUGAUAGUGCAAGAAUGGUCACACAUAUAAAUAGUAUUAAUUCUUGAAAAUAACUUGAGACUACCUUGCUAAAUUGGUAUUUUUAGUACUGUACUAUAAAAUCUCUGCUUAAAUGCCUGCUAUUAUAUUUCAUGCAUUGCUAUGAAAUACUUGUUGAAACAAUCCCCUUUGAAGUCAAUGGGAUUUAUGUAAAAGUAAGCCUGGGUCUCUCACAAAGCAAACUUCAGAUUGCACACAUUCUUUAAUUGCAUUGAACUGCAUUAUAUGGGCCUACAGUGACCAGAUAAUGCAGUUACAAACAGUAUGGAUCCAGCCUUUGUUGCCUACUACUGUCUUUAAAUUGCAUUUUAAAAAGCAAAUGUAUUGGCCAGGAACCAAAAAGCUGCUUCAAGGCAUGCCCAAGGGGCUUAGAUAUAUCCAAAUAUAAACAAAUAUAGGGUACAAUAGCCAAUUGCUUCCAAAUUGAGUUUGAGUGGCACAGUAUUCUAAUGUUGUAGGGAAACAAGUCCAAAGCCUCACCGAGCAUGCAAAUUUGGAAUGGUUACUUUUUAUAGAACAAUUCUGGGAGAUGUUGCCCAAAAAGUAACUUCCUCUCAAAUGUAACUGUCCCAAGUUCCGAUAUACUUUGGGUUCCUUGCAUCAUAUGUAAACUGAAUGAAAUGCAAUACAAAGAACAUUUUCUGAUCGUUAUCAAACACAGAGAUUUUCUCUGUCAGCAAACUAUAAUAAUCUAUACUUAUGAUAUGCUUCAGUGUUUUGGAUAGGCAUCUACAGAAAUUUAAGGAAAUUAAGAGACUUUUGACUACUUCGGGCUGCUCCCUAAGUUCCAUUUCCCCUUUCAAAAAAAUUAUUGUGUAUAAAGGGACAUGCAGAAAAUGGCUGUCAGAAGAACGAAGGAUAGAAAGAAAACCUAUUUCAAGCACAUCUGCAGUUAUCUUAUCUAGUGGUCAUAACUUUUCUUGCAUUGCAAGCAGUUUCCUGCUGCUUACACAUUUUAAAAUCAUGAGUAAAGCAAUGUAACUGUAGAAGAGAUUCAUAAUUCUUGGGAACCUUUCAGUUUCAAGUGCUCAGAGUCCUGAAAGGCUGCACAAGAGUAUAUCAGUAAAUUUAUACCAAUUUAAAUGUAAUGGUUUCACACAAAGAAUCCUGGAAAUUAUUGCUUGAAAAUUGGCUACUAGACAUUUGCCAAUAGCAGACAGAGUCAUACUGAGAACAUAUUCAAUGAAAUCAAUUAGACAUGAUGAUAAACCUAACUCUCAAUUGAUUUUAAUGGGUCCUAGAUAUGAAUACCACUGUAUUCAAAAAGUUUACCUGGUUGUUGAUCGCAAUUUGGUUGUAAAUAAACAUAAAUAAAAAUAAAUGGUAAUAAACAUAAAUUACCAUUGCUGUUGAACAAACCAGCAAUUAAAUUCCUCAUUCCAAUGAAGUGCCAGUUUUUCCUUCUGAAAAUGUUUUCAAUAGUAUGACAAGAAGCUUUUGCAAAUCUAGGGGAUUGCUGAUUCAAUUUUGCAAGUUAAUAUUAAGUGAAAAUGCUUCUUUUUCCAUUUGUUAAGUCAGCACAACACCUGUUACCAAAAUAACCUUCCCCAUGAGUUUAUAUAGUACAUACACAUUUUAGGAUAAAUAUUAGCAUAUAAACGUAUUUUCUUUAUGCUUCCUUGUGUAAAACAGUACAUGUUGUUUAAAAUAUUAAGAUUUCUAUAAAAUUGGCCUGUGUUUUUUCCUUUACAUUUAUGGAAAUGAAUUUUAUAUUUGAACUAAUGUCUAUGAACUCCAAAAUAAUUCCAUUAUAAAACUCUUGCGGGAUAAGUACUUUAAAAAAAAAAACCUUAUCUACAGAUGGAAAUUGUUUUCUUCAGUUGCACACCCAUUGCAUUUCUGAGUGUUGUCUCUCGUUGCUAUUUUCUAGUGUCCUCAUUUUUAUUUUUUUAAGAAAGGAUUUCGUUUCUGAGGGAACUAUUGAAUCUCUGGGAUUACAAUAAAAGAAUGUAUCUGAAGUUGUACAAUAAUAGUCUGUUAAAUAAAACUUCUGGCGAAA
Messenger RNA from Anolis carolinensis (green anole), 6931 nucleotides. RefSeq names its product desmoglein-1. The coding region runs from base 145 to 3978 and encodes 1277 amino acids. Gene Ontology annotation, cellular component: plasma membrane; desmosome. The transcript is spliced from 16 exons. The record is from RefSeq and is a predicted model, not a curated record. Gene Ontology annotation, biological process: homophilic cell-cell adhesion. Lineage: Eukaryota; Metazoa; Chordata; Lepidosauria; Squamata; Anolidae. Gene Ontology annotation, molecular function: calcium ion binding.